AUGCCUAACGCGAAGCGAUCCAAAAGCUCUGGCGGGCGAGCUGCAGCCACACGCGAGCCGCCAAAGGAUACGACAGACGGCCGCCCGACUCCGGCAGAGGUGGAGGAGCAGGAGCAUCGAUUUGUGCAGGUUGCACGGCAGCAUUGGCUGAAACCCGGCAAGAAGACGGCAAAGGUCAAGGUCAAGAACGACGUCAUCAAGCAGGGCAUCUGGGACGUUCUGGAGCAGGAUGGCUUCUCAUAUAAGCCGCUGCUGCUGUUGGAGAGUCUGCAGACGCUGGAGAGCUAUCUGUGGCCCGGAUAUUCGGAGCAGGCGUCCAACUACCACGUCCUGAUACUGGCGUUGAUAUGCAACGUCAAGAGACGAGAGCACCUCGAAACAUGGAAAAUCUUUGAAGAGAGGCCCGACGACUUCUCGUCCCUCUUCCGCCGCAUCCUAUCCAUGACCCUCGACAGAACAUUGUCGACGACGUUGCGAACACACCUCCUCUGCUUUCUCAUCCACGCCUUCCAGAGUCUAGAUUGUACCAUUGUCAGGAAAGAAUGCGCUCCUCUGGUGUCGAUUGGCAUCUGGCAUAACCUGUCCACCGAGAAGCGUCAAGAGGCCCAGCUUGACUCUUCGCCCCAUCUCAGAAAGGCUUGGAGGGCGGCUCAGAAGCGAUAUGACGCCGCAGACGAGGCUACCAAGGCGCGGCUGAGGUUUGAGCGUUCAUGGCUCUACACCCUUAUCCUUGAUUUUACAAAUCAGCUAUACAACGAAAGCGGUAAAUCAGACCAGACGCUUCUCUACUGCGAACGAUUUACCGAGUUCAUAUCUGACUUGCAGAGCCAAUUGCCGACGCGGCGUUACGUCAAUGCAUUGGUCCAAGAUUUACAUCUCACUCCUCUGAUGAGAUUGUCUCCGCUAUACAACGAUGCCGGCAGUACUCUACUGCGUGACCUCCACGGACUGCUCUCUCACUACACAUUCUUUGCUAUUGAUGACCAGAGUGGCAUUCAACUCACUCGAACAGAGGCCUUUGACCGGCAUUGCGCAUUGCUGGGCAAGCUUCAACGGAUUGCUCUCAAGCAUUUCAAGGACAAACUCACCAUUUUGGCCUUGUCAAACUACGGGUCUAUUGACAAGCGAGAAGAGUUGAUAUCACAUCUCGAUCCCCUGACCGAUGAUGAGCUGCUCGACUUGGUCAAUCUUUUGGAUCUGAGGUCUGCGUAUCCCGAAAGCCUCGGCUUGACCAUUGACCGCAAAUUCCUCAUCGAAUUCCUCCUUACUACCUUUGAACGGAAAAAGACCUUCCAGGAGACUGCCCAGAGGAUAAGCAUAGUCCCGACCGAAGAUGCGUUGUUCGACGACAACUUUCAACGGGCGGAUUCUUACGAUGGUUCACAUCCCCUGGCACUUCCGAAGCUCAAUCUGCAAUAUCUCUCGGUUGGUGAUUUUGUUUGGAGGGCACUAGUGUUGUACCGCUGCGAAUCCUUUUACGGAAUCCGCAAGGACAUCGAGGCCGCGCUGCGUCGUCUGCGGCCAGAAGUCAGGCGGCCUGGCGAAACUCAUUUUGCGGGCUUCUCGAAAAUGGCCAUGCCCAUUGCCAAACCGACAAUACUGGAAGUCGUCCCCGCCCUCGUUGGGGAUGACAAGCCAUCCCUGGUCCGAGCCGAGGUGUAUUUCGAUGCUCGACGCCUAGGAGAUGGUGUGCGCAGGGAAUGGGACACUCUUCGACCCGGCGAUGUCGUCUUUUUGUUAGCGAUCCAGCCCUCCCCUUCGGCCGGCCAAGCUGUCGCAAAUGGUAACAAACCGGCCCAGUCAGAGGCUGAAAAGGCUGGUGUCUUGACGGUGAGAGCUGCCGAAGUGGUUCACAUCACCGAUGACAGAGGGCGCCACGCCAGGGAAGGGGCUGAGCGCCUCGACCAGAGACGACGUAUCCAGCUGAAACUGGAUUCAGCAACAUACGCACGCGAUGCUGAGCAAGCAGCAGCCGGCAAGCCUGAUGUAUAUCCAGGCAUCAACCUGCUUCUCCGACGCAAUAAAAGAGAAAACAACUUCAAGCCGGUUCUAGAUGCCAUUCGUACUCUCGUCCUGUCGGAAAUGCCUCUGCCUACGUGGCUUCAUGAAGUAUUCUUGGGCUAUGGCGACCCAGCCGGCGCACACUACAAAAACCUGCCCAACCGGCUCAAGACGAUUGAUUACAGGGAUACCUUUUUAGGCUGGCAGCAUCUGGUCGAAAGCUUACCUGGCAAGACAGUCGAACCUGAUGACGAUGUUACCGGGAGCUUCGGGCCUCCAUAUGUCCUUGAAGCCGUCGAUAAAACAGAGGAGCCCCAGGGCGGGAAGCCAUCCAAGAAACGGCGGCGCGAUGCUGAACCAGCGCUGCUCUCGGAAGUGGAAACCCUCAAAGUUUCUACCUACUUGCCCCCCAACAACGGGCCCUACCCCAUUGACGCGCCCAAGCAGAACACGGUACGAUUUACCCCGGCUCAAAUUGAGGCCAUCAUGUCCGGAUCUCAACCCGGGUUGACUGUGGUUGUUGGGCCUCCGGGCACAGGCAAGACGGACGUUGCCACACAAAUCAUCAACAACAUCUAUCACAACUUUCCAACCCAAAAGACGCUACUCAUCGCCCACAGCAACCAAGCUCUCAACCAGCUCUUUGCCAAAAUCAUUGCACUGGAUAUCGACGAGAGACAUUUGCUGCGUCUUGGUCAUGGCGAGGAAGAUCUGGACACUGAAGGCAGCUUCAGCAAAUACGGUCGUGUUGAGUCGUUUCUGGACAACCGAGACAGGUUUCUGUAUGAAGUAAAGAAGCUCGCAGCGAGCUUGGGAGCUCCGGGGGCGCACGAAAACUCGGCCGAAACCGCAGGCUACUUCAACGCUGCCUACGUCGAGCCAGCUUGGGCCAAGUUUCUUCUGGUGGUGGAAUCCGGUGCAUCCACCGCCUCUGACAUUGUGCAGAACUUUCCCUUUCACUCCUACUUUUCCGACGCUCCCCAGCCCCUGUUCCCACAGGAAGCGGACCGAGCACAAGUUUUGGGCAUUGCUCAGGGCUGUUACCGCCACAUUAGCAAAGUCUUUUCUGAGUUGGCAGAUAUUAGGCCCUUUGAGAUUCUCCGCCGUGAGAAAGAUAAGGCCAACUAUCUCCUCACCAACGAAGCCCGGAUUAUUGCAAUGACGACAACUCAUGCAGCAAUCAGGAGGGGCGAGAUUGCGGCCCUCGGAUUCCACUACGACAACGUCAUCAUGGAAGAAGCAGCUCAAAUCACCGAGAUUGAAACGUUUAUUCCUCUUGCCAUGCAAAAGCCCAUCGACGGCAAGCUGCCGCUACAGCGAAUCGUGUUAUGCGGCGACCACUUCCAGAACUCUCCCGUUAUCCAGAGUUUGGCUUUCCGGCACUACGCCAACCUAGAGCAGUCGUUGUUUUCUCGACUGGUACGGCUAGGCGUGCCAACGGUUACUUUGGAUCAGCAAGGUCGUGCUCGGCCAUCCAUUGCCAAGCUGUACGAGUGGCGUUAUCCCAAGCUCGACAAUCUCCCCGACGUCCAGACGAACCCAGAGUUCCUGCGGGCGAAUGCUGGCUUCAAGUACGACUUUCAGUUCAUCAAUGUUCCCAAUUACAAGGGCCGUGGCGAGGCUGAACCGACGCCGCACUUUAUCCAAAACCUCGGCGAAGCUGAGUAUGCGGUGGCCAUCUAUCAGUAUAUGCGGCUUCUCGGAUAUCCCGCAGACAAAAUCACCAUACUCACAACGUACGCUGGCCAACGGGCUCUGGUAAAGGAUGUGCUUGCUCAUCGAUGCGCAAACCCUAUUUUUGGUCUCCCCAAGGCUGUUGCCACAGUCGACAAAUACCAGGGAGAGCAGAAUGACUACAUUAUUCUUUCUCUGACUCGCACGUCGCGAGUGGGCUAUCUUCGCGACGUCCGUCGCAUGACUGUGGCCUUUUCCCGAGCGAGACUAGGGCUCUACGUCCUGGGACGCCGAGAGGUGUUUGAAGCCUGCCCCGAGCUCCGACCAGCGUUUGACGUACUUUUGCAGCGUCCAGACAAACUCAUGUUGGUGACUGGAGAGCUGUUUCCCACUGAGCGGCAAAGCACAGAUGAGGACGGUCCCGUGGAAGGAGAAGUAGUCAUGGAGGGCGUCGAGCACAUUGGGCAGUAUGUGUUUGAGAUGACGAAUACAAGGAUGCAGCAGCUGCAGGCAGAGCAGGGCGUGCUGAUGGACUCUACAAUCGAUGAGGCGGAGGAAGAGGGGCAAGAGGGGUAUUACGACGACGAGGAUGAAAAGACUCUGGACCCGGACAUUCUUGAGGUCCGAGAGGGGGAGGCGAACUAG
Molecule: messenger RNA, 4320 nt
Organism: Trichoderma aggressivum f. europaeum
Lineage: Eukaryota; Fungi; Ascomycota; Sordariomycetes; Hypocreales; Hypocreaceae
Exons: 5
Coding region: 1-4320 (1439 amino acids)
Biological process (GO): mRNA splicing, via spliceosome
Cellular component (GO): catalytic step 2 spliceosome
Molecular function (GO): helicase activity; mRNA binding
Source: RefSeq, a predicted model, not a curated record